Rhodofomes roseus is the source of this 1275-nucleotide messenger RNA. RefSeq names its product P-loop containing nucleoside triphosphate hydrolase protein. Bases 165 to 1064 code for a protein of 299 amino acids. Gene Ontology annotation, cellular component: cytosol. The transcript has 3 exons. Gene Ontology annotation, biological process: iron-sulfur cluster assembly. Gene Ontology annotation, molecular function: 4 iron, 4 sulfur cluster binding; ATP-dependent FeS chaperone activity; ATP binding. The record is from RefSeq and is a predicted model, not a curated record. Lineage: Eukaryota; Fungi; Basidiomycota; Agaricomycetes; Polyporales; Fomitopsidaceae.
UGGAUCGUUCUUACUCGCUUUCCAUUCUCGGGGUGUGGUGUACUAAGCGCCCCCGAUCGACGGUCAGUCAGCAGCUCGAUCGCGACAAAAUCGCUGCACCUCGACCUCGCCCCGGAGUCUGACUCACGCUCAGAUGUCCUAGCUUUCACUCAACGACGUCCACCAUGGCCUCGCCGGAGGAUACCCCCGUCGGACGACGGCUGCAGCUCGUCAAGCACAUCAUCAUCGUCUGUUCUGGCAAGGGCGGAGUCGGCAAGUCCUCCGUCUCGACUCAGCUUGCGCUCUGCCUUCGUGCCACUUCGCCUACGGCUCGCGUUGGGAUACUGGAUGUCGACCUCACGGGGCCGUCGAUACCGCGGAUGCUCGGCUUGGAUAGCCACCCGGUGCACCAAAGCAGCGAUGGGUGGGUGCCUGUCUACGCGGAUGGGAGUGAGGCGCGGUUGUCGUGCAUGAGUGUGGGGUUCCUGCUGAAGCGGAAAGAGGACUCGGUGGUGUGGCGAGGGCCGAAGAAGAAUGCAAUGAUCCGCCAGUUUCUCAGCGACGUGCGGUGGGGAGAGCUCGACUAUCUGGUGAUCGAUACGCCCCCUGGCACGUCUGACGAGCACCUUUCGCUAGUCGAACAUAUGGCUCCUGUCCGCUCGCGUAUCUCAGCAGUCAUCGUGACGACCCCGCAGGCGGUCGCGCUUCUGGACGCGAUGAAGUGCCUCUCCUUCACACGCGCAACGUCCAUCCCUGUCUUGGGGCUCGUCGAGAACAUGAGCGGGUACGUCUGUCCGUGCUGUGGCGAGAUCACCAACGUCUUCUCCACCGAAGGCGGCGAGGAGAUGGCGCGGCGCGAAGGGCUGCAAUUCCUGGGAAGCCUCCCCGUCGACACUGAGCUCGUGUCGCUACUGGACGCCGCAGAGCCUGACGAUCAGGCGUCCAAUGCCGUGCUUGCCGAGGGUGGAAGCCCACAUUCUUUCCGCCUGCUCGAACUGUAUGAAAAGACGUCCACCGCUCCCUUAUUCAGGGCCAUUGUAGAGAGGAUCAUGAAUGGGUUGUCGGCGGCGGAAAGCCGGGAGUGACACUUGAUAUCAUCGAUGGCACUAGCUAAUCAGACAGACUGAAUGUAGCCUUAACCAUCCUGCACUGUAUUUCAUCCGGACGAACACUUUGUUCACUGCUGUGAACAUCGCGAAUCCAUUCCACUACUCGGCUUCCGACGUCAUCUGUGACGGUAAGUGUUACGUGUGGGUACUGAGGAUUCCCGUCGGAAGCAGUGGGAUGAACGACGCG